CUCAGCCGCGGGCUCGCGGACGGCCGAGUCCCCGCGCGCCCCGCGACAGCUGCCUCGGGCUGGGGCCGUGCGUCCCGCGCCUAGCGCCUCGCCCCUGCGACCCUUCGCCCCUUCGCACAUCGUCUCCUGCGCGCUCCGUGCCGGCCGCGCCUCCCUCUCCCGCCCGGCUUUUCUCUUCCGGAGGACUUUGCCCCUGACAUCUGGGGAGAGGGUGUGGAAAGGGGGCUCCGAGACUGUCCGGAGGCCGAGGAAGCGAAUCAGGCCCUCAGGCGGCCGAGGAGACCCGCGCUGCCCUCCAGUCCGCUCCGAGCCCCGCCCCGGCGCGCCCUCCUCGCCGGCGAGCGAGCGACUUUGGGACGACGAAAGUGAGCGGCCCGGGUGACAGCGCCGCGGGCCAGUCCCGGGAAGCCGCGCGCCCGCCCGCCCGCCGAGGAUGGCCUCCACCGCCACUUGCACCCGGUUUACCGACGAGUACCAGCUCUUCGAGGAGCUCGGAAAGGGGGCAUUCUCAGUGGUGAGAAGAUGUAUAAAAAUCCCUACUGGACAGGAGUAUGCUGCCAAAAUUAUCAACACGAAAAAGCUUUCUGCUAGGGAUCAUCAGAAACUGGAAAGGGAAGCUAGAAUCUGCCGUCUUUUGAAACAUCCCAAUAUUGUACGACUUCAUGACAGCAUAUCAGAGGAAGGAUUUCAUUACUUGGUGUUUGAUUUAGUUACUGGAGGUGAACUGUUUGAAGACAUAGUGGCCAGAGAAUAUUACAGUGAAGCCGACGCUAGUCAUUGUAUACAGCAGAUUCUAGAAAGUGUAAAUCAUUGUCACCUAAAUGGCAUAGUUCACAGGGACCUGAAGCCUGAGAAUUUGCUUUUAGCUAGCAAAUCCAAGGGGGCAGCUGUGAAACUGGCAGACUUUGGCUUAGCCAUAGAAGUUCAAGGCGACCAGCAGGCAUGGUUUGGUUUUGCUGGCACCCCUGGAUAUCUAUCUCCAGAAGUUUUACGUAAAGAUCCCUAUGGAAAGCCUGUGGACAUGUGGGCCUGUGGUGUCAUUCUGUAUAUUCUUCUGGUGGGGUAUCCUCCCUUCUGGGAUGAGGACCAACACAGACUCUACCAGCAGAUCAAGGCUGGUGCAUAUGAUUUUCCAUCACCAGAAUGGGACACAGUGACUCCUGAAGCCAAAGACCUCAUCAACAAAAUGCUCACCAUCAACCCUGCCAAACGCAUCACAGCCUCAGAGGCCCUGAAACACCCAUGGAUCUGUCAACGUUCUACUGUUGCUUCCAUGAUGCACAGACAGGAGACUGUGGAUUGUUUGAAGAAAUUCAAUGCUAGACGAAAACUGAAGGGUGCCAUUUUGACAACCAUGCUGGCUACAAGGAAUUUUUCAGCAGCUAAGAGUUUGUUGAAGAAACCAGAUGGAGUAAAGAUAAACAACAAAGCCAACGUGGUAACCAGCCCCAAAGAAAAUAUUCCUACCCCGGCGCUGGAGCCCCAAACUACUGUAAUCCACAACCCUGAUGGAAACAAGGAGUCAACAGAGAGUUCAAAUACAACAAUUGAGGAUGAAGAUGUAAAAGCACGGAAGCAAGAGAUUAUUAAAGUCACUGAACAACUGAUCGAAGCAAUCAACAACAGGGACUUCGAAGCGUACACAAAAAUCUGUGAUCCAGGCCUCACUGCCUUUGAACCUGAAGCUUUGGGUAACUUAGUGGAAGGAAUGGACUUUCACCGAUUCUACUUUGAAAAUGCUUUGUCCAAAAGCAGUAAACCAAUCCACACCAUCAUCCUGAACCCCCACGUGCAUCUGGUAGGGGAUGACGCUGCCUGCAUAGCAUACAUUCGGCUCACACAGUACAUGGAUAGCAGCGGGAUGCCGAAGACCAUGCAGUCGGAAGAGACCCGCGUGUGGCACCGCCGGGAUGGAAAGUGGCAGAACGUUCAUUUUCAUCGCUCGGGGUCACCCACCGUACCCACCAAGCCACCCUGUAUUUCAUAUGGGAAAGAGAACAUUUCAGGAGGCAUCUCCUUGUGGCAAAACAUCUAAGGCCUGUGACCCAUUCACAUGUGGGUCUUCUAAUCAGCAGCAGUGCCACGUCCACAUUCUCUGCUCCCAAGGCACCCAGGUGGUCCCCUCAGCUGUCCUCUCCUCUUCUUCAUGCAUGUUUGAGUGCAUGAAGUUGUGACGGUCCUCUACAUAAUGCGUAUGCAAUGUGUCAUCUUGUCAUCUUCCUGUACAUUGUUUACACUUCGGCGGUGGCGAUGCUCCAUGCACACUUCAGUGACUGUCAGCAAACCAUAGGGGAGGUCAGACAAAGGAAUUCCACAAUAUUCCAAGUACAACAUAUUCAUCAAGGUUCUCUGUUUAUGCCAGGAUCUAACAGACUUAAAAAUCAUUGUUGUUCUCUGAAUGACAAUUUGUAAGAGAAAUGUAAAUUUUGUAGAACUUGGCCAUUAAUGUGUUCUGGCCUGCUUUUUGUUGUUUGUUUUAAGGAUAAAAAUAUACCUUAGUUUCCUCAUAUGACCCUGGUUGAAACAAGUGGAUUUCCAUCAAAACUUUGCUGUUAUGCAAUGAGAAUGGGUUGAUAUGUAGACAAAAACAUGACAUAGUAGGGAUGAGAGUCGGUUAACCACCGCAAGCCGUGUUGUUUCUGGUCAGACUGUGUGAACUGGAAGUGCGCCGUGUGCAGGUCUGAUCCCUUCCAGACACACUCACGCUGUUCUGGCGAAUUCACUGAGCUGAUUUUCUUUUCCUUUCUCAAAUGUAUUCUGUUUUCUUUAUUUUAUCUUAUUUCCUUUUUCUUUUUGUUUAUUU
Molecule: messenger RNA, 2803 nt
Organism: Octodon degus (degu)
Lineage: Eukaryota; Metazoa; Chordata; Mammalia; Rodentia; Octodontidae
Gene: Camk2d
Product: calcium/calmodulin dependent protein kinase II delta
Exons: 21
Coding region: 434-2035 (533 amino acids)
Biological process (GO): protein phosphorylation
Cellular component (GO): cytoplasm; neuron projection
Molecular function (GO): calcium/calmodulin-dependent protein kinase activity; calmodulin binding; ATP binding
Source: RefSeq, a predicted model, not a curated record